This is a messenger RNA of Boleophthalmus pectinirostris (great blue-spotted mudskipper), 2499 nucleotides long. It is a transcript of the gene pou2af2a, whose product is annotated as POU class 2 homeobox associating-factor 2. The transcript has 5 exons. Gene Ontology annotation, molecular function: DNA binding; POU domain binding. The coding region runs from base 725 to 1603 and encodes 292 amino acids. The record is from RefSeq and is a predicted model, not a curated record. NCBI's taxonomy places the organism in Eukaryota, Metazoa, Chordata, Actinopteri, Gobiiformes, Gobiidae.
AGUAUGUUUCUGAGAAAGUAACAAAAUUCUAACAUGGCUCAAAGUUCACAAGAACCCAUUUUGUGUAAUAUGUAUUAUGACCUUUAAUGAUUUUAUAGUUUAUCUUGCGUGGUACUUUUUACCUGCUUUGUGUGGCUUAUAAAACUAUUCAAUACCCAGUCUAUUAUGACAAAUUAUACUUGGACAGAUAAUGAAUGAUUCAACCAGGAAACUAAAACCACAGGGUUAGUGUGCUUGCAUUCACACCUCGUCCUUUGAUAUUCUGCUUCUAUAUUGUGCAGUGUAUAUAUAAAUGGAUAGUGCAAAUGACAUGUGGACAGCUUCUUAAAACCACUUAAAAAGCACCAUGACUUUACCACAAACCAGCACAAAAAACUCCCGCUCAGUAAAUCAAAACUAUAGAAAACAAUAUAAGCUUUUCAGAGCAGAGGAGCAGAGGGGAGUGACUCAGAUCUGCCCAGUCUCCUCUCCACGCUGCUGGUGCUCACAAGCCCUUAAUCUGGACAGCGAUGCAAAUAGGCUAAAAAACGUCCCUGCCAGACAUUUGCAUUUAAACAAAUUGAUAAAGGUCAUUUUGUGGAGCUGGGUGAAGCACAGAGUGGCGUGUGUCCAGCCCUUUUCACAGAGCGGUUUAUACUCUCACCUCAGUAUGGUCCUGAUGAACGCAGAGACAGGGAUCAACUACUGCAGGGGAUAAACUGAGGAAGAGACACAUACAGACAUCAUGGACACAGAUUUUUCCAAGCGGGUUUACCAAGGCGUCCGGGUCAAACACACUGUGAAGGACCUCCUGGCUGAAAAACGAUCUCGACAGACCAGUGGACCCAGAUACACUGGGGGGUCCACCACUCCACCUUCUUUCAUGCAGAUGUCAGGAUCUCAUGUCCUGCCUGGGUACUAUGGCAUGAGACGCACCUUCGAUUCGGAUUUCUGCUCCUCCACAAAACAAUUCUCCCCGGACUUAUACUCGUCCAGCCUGGGGGCCAAGGCGCUGGGCUGUGAGGCUCCCACUAUGAGCAGCUACUCCUCCCUCAUCGACAGCUAUUACCCAGAAACCUUUGGGGACUACCGCACAGCCUCUGCCUUCUCCAGCUCCGGGGGGUCUUUCCUGCCCUCCACAGCCCUGUCCUCUUUGCUGCCUCCCUUCAGCAGUGACACCUCCUCACAUCUCUUUCUGAGGGAUUCGUGGGAGCAGCCAGUCUCUGAGCCGGUGUCUCAGGUGGACCCUCUGUGUGGGGACAGUCUGGCCCCUGUCUCUGUGCCCGCGUCCAUGCCCAGCCCCGAGACCCCCGGCAGUCCGUCCCAGUACCGCUCUCCCAGCCGAGGUUCCUCUCUGGCGCCAAUCAGCCAGCCAUACACUCUCCAUCCACUAGAGGACGCCCACUACCACUCCCUCACCACCACCUCAGGCAGUAGCCCAUACACCAGUGCCUCAUCCUAUGUGUGCCCACCGUACAUAAGCACCCCAGAGCUCAUGUCCAAGAUGGUCAGUGAGGAGGGUGACAACCACAGCCUGCCCCCCACCAGCGACAGUCACUCGUCCUGGGCCAAAGAGGAUGCGGUCAGCUCUUGGUCUCCGUAUGAAAUCAGGAGAGCCUACUGAGACCAAAGACUGUACUGUAGCAGGUUGGACAGUAGGGGCGCUGUUGUGGUGAAGCACAAACAGACACUUUUUUAAUGAAAUAAGAAGUUUUAGGUCAAUAAACUUUUCUGUGUAACUAUUUUAGCUGUUCCUUUCAUAACUUUAUUUAUUUGAAACUUAUGGAUAUGGCCAAAGCAAAGAUGUAGCUUACAUUACUUAACUUUUUAAAUCUUAAUCGAACUAUUUGCACUUUCCUCUUUCCUCUUUUUAAAUUUAAACCUUUGUGUGACAGAAACUAGACUCGAUGCUCAACAUUCUCUCAUACUUAUAGCUUGACUCAGGUAAAAAUGUACUGUUGUUAUUUCUGAUUUACUUAUGUUUCCACAAUUACUCAAGGGCUGGGUCACAUCAUUUUUUACACUGUAUUGAUCUAUCGCUUUUUUUUUUUAAUUCUUUCUUAAAAACAAAAUAAAAGUUUUAACUCUGCUUCAAACCAAUGUGUUUAAGAUUGGACUGACAGAGGAUUGGCUGUAUCUCAAGCUCAAUUAAAAUGUAAUUAAUUGCCCAGCUCUAAUUAAAGAAAUGUUCUAUUUUUCUUCACAUCAACUAUUAGCUUUGUAAUAUACGUUACUACACUCCUUAACAGUUUUUGUAAAAGUACUAUAGUAUGUAGCAAUGGUUUCUAUGCAAUAUAUUUAAGGCUUGGUAUGUUUCAAUAAAGAAAAAAAAAAGUUGUAUUACUGCUCCAAAACAUUUGACUGAUGACAUAUUUGAAUGACAUUCGUCUCGGAUUUUUUGUUGUUGUUUUCUUUUAACGAAAUCACAACUUUAAGCUCUGUCAUGUUGUACUCAUCUUUAGCCACGUGAUGGCGCUUCAACACCUGAAUAAAAGGUACAGACUUGAUAAUAAGCCAGCU